AUGAGCGGUUCCAAAAAUCACGGCAAGGAGGGAAGCAAGAAGGGAAAGGAAGUUGAGCGUCUCGGCAUCAUGAACGUCGAGGUACCCACGCAGACGAAGAAGCCCGAGAGUAUGCCGAAACUGUGUACAUGUUAUCAUCUUUGCCAGCACAAGAAAAUGGCGCGAUAUGAGCAGAAUAAAGGGAAGAAGAGGGAAGAGAGACCACAUGUCCAUGGUGUUUUGCGUCAUGCGGAGCGGAAGGCUAAGAAGUAUAUUAUCGACUGA
Penicillium cosmopolitanum is the source of this 264-nucleotide messenger RNA. RefSeq lists its product as uncharacterized. The transcript has a single exon. Bases 1 to 264 code for a protein of 87 amino acids. NCBI's taxonomy places the organism in Eukaryota, Fungi, Ascomycota, Eurotiomycetes, Eurotiales, Aspergillaceae. The record is from RefSeq and is a predicted model, not a curated record.